AGUCAAAGAUCUAAAACAUGGAAGAAGUUCAAUGACAAAGCACACAAACAAAUUGCAACUAAUGAGUAAGCUCAUGAGUCUAGUGAUUGAACCUACUGAUGUAUCCAAUACUCAACCAUAUAGAGUAAGCUCACCAUUUUCUUUGCCACCUUUUGAUUCUCUACCUCCUGUAAAUUAUCCUCCUUAUUGUAGUCCCCCUAAUGCCCCUGCUUCAACCCUUCCAACUCCCAUCGGAAUGUCCACUCCUAGCUUCCCUCCUACUCUUCCGGGCCUAAGCCCACCACCAAGCACCACUGGGACCAGUCCAAGCCCGCCUGAAUUCUCGGCCACCCCGAACACACCGCAAGCGAUACCAACACCGACAAUUUAUGAGCCCAGUCCACCAGCCAUUGUGAUUAGCCCACCAUUCUAUGUCCCAUCUCCAAUUGGGUUUAAUCCAAGCCCACCAGUGUUUUUACCACCAAUAGUGUACCCUCCACCAACGGGUCCACCACCUCCCAAUGUGGCUCCAAGCACAGCCUUAUGGUGCGUGGCUAAGCCAUCGGUGCCUGACCCAAUAAUUCAAGAAGCUAUGAACUAUGCAUGUGGGUCUGGAGCAGAUUGUAAUUCCAUUCAGCCUAGUGGGUCAUGCUUUCACCCUGACACUUUGUAUGCACAUGCUUCUUAUGCUUUUAAUAGUUAUUGGCAAAGAACAAAGUAUUCUGGUGGUACAUGUGAAUUUGGAGGCACUGCCAUACUUGUCACAGUUGAUCCAAGCUAUGAUAGUUGCCAUUUUGAGUACGACUGAUUGAUGAAGAUAGGGAUCUCUCCUUGACAGCUAGAAGAUUUUUUUUUCCCUUCUUAUUUUUCUUUUUUCAAUAAAGAAAGUAAAUUUUCCUUCACGUUACCUGACCCAAUCAUAAAUUUUGUUAAGUAUAAAUUUUCUUAGGCAACCCUAUUUGGAUAUAGGAUGUUUUUUUGGGUUUAUAAUAGUUCCUGCCCUCGUGAAAAUUGUACAAUGCAUUGCAAAACUAUUGGAAUAAAAAGGAAUUGGAUUAUUUAUUUA
Messenger RNA from Gossypium arboreum, 1045 nucleotides. Its product is annotated as extensin-like. The record is from RefSeq and is a predicted model, not a curated record. Bases 32 to 787 code for a protein of 251 amino acids. The transcript is spliced from 2 exons. Lineage: Eukaryota; Viridiplantae; Streptophyta; Magnoliopsida; Malvales; Malvaceae.